ACUCCUUAAAUAUCACGAAGACAUCUGAGAUAUUGUUUAGAUCGUGGACUCUUACUUUGACAUGCCAGCAUAGGUAGAUGGACAGGCAAGCACAUCAGAUGUCACUGUUUGGCAGCUGAUAAAAGUCAGCAGUGCUAUAAUACUAAGCACAGAGCCACUAGAUUAGUCUGUGAGGGAAGGGGCUGCCUCUUCCUUCCCUGUAGUAGUAGGUUAUACUCAGCUGGCACUCCUUGGAACUCGGGAACAGUACUCUUCACGAGAAGGCCACUCCAUCACAGCCAGGAGCACAGUAUUCCCAGGAUCUCAGCAAGGAGGGGCAGACCAAGGUCGCUUCUGAUUCACUGCGACCUUCUGUAAUUCCAGGCUUGCAGCCCCAGAUUCAGGACCCCACCCCUCCAGGAGCAAAUCAUUACAAUAAUAAGUUGCCUUCAACUUCUGUAAACCAGCUAAACAUGUUUAACUACGAACGUCCAAAACAUUUCAUCCAAUCCCAAAACCCAUGUGGCUCCAGACUGCAGCCGCCCGGACCGGAAACCUCCAGCUACUCUAGCCAGACCAAACAGUCUUCCAUUAUCAUCCAGCCCCGCCAGUGCACAGAGCAAAGAUUUUCUGCCUCCUCAACAGUGAGCUCUCACAUCACUAUGUCCUCCUCUGCUUUUCCUGCUUCUCCCCAGCAGCCUGCUGCCUCCAACCCAGGCCAAAGGGUUACAGCCACUUAUAACCAGUCCCCAGCCAGCUUCCUCAGCUCCAUAUUACCAUCACAGCCUGAUUACAGUAGCAGUAAAAUCCCUUCCACCAUGGACUCCAACUAUCAGCAACCCUCAGUUGGCCAACCUGUAAAUGCUAAGCCAUCCCAAAGUUUAAAUGCUAAGCCCAUACCAAGGACUCCUGACCAUGAAAUACAAGGAUCAAAAGAAGCUCUGAUUCAAGAUUUGGAGAGAAAGUUAAAAUGCAAGGACAGCCUUCUUCAUAAUGGAAACCAACGGCUAACAUAUGAGGAGAAGAUGGCUCGCAGAUUGCUAGGACCACAGAAUGCAGCUGCUGUGUUUCAAGCUCAAAAUGACAGUGCCGCACAAGAUUCACCACAGCACAAUUCAGAACAUGCACGACUGCAAGUUCCUACAUCACAAGUAAGAAGUAGAUCAUCCUCAAGGGGAGAUGUGAAUGAUCAAGAUGCAAUCCAGGAGAAGUUUUAUCCGCCUCGUUUCAUUCAAGUGCCAGAAAAUAUGUCAGUUGAAGAAGGAAGAUUCUGCAGAAUGGACUUCAAAGUAAGUGGACUGCCAGCUCCUGAUGUGUCUUGGUAUCUAAAUGGAAGACCAGUUCAAUCAGAUGAUCUUCACAAAAUGAUAGUGUCUGAGAAGGGUUUUCACUCACUCAUCUUUGAAGUGGUCAGAGCUUCAGAUGCAGGGGCUUAUGCGUGUGUUGCCAAGAACAGAGCAGGAGAAGCCACCUUUACUGUGCAGCUGGAUGUUCUGGCAAAAGAACAUAGAAGAGCACCAAUGUUCAUCUACAAACCACAGAGUAAAAAAGUUUUUGAGGGAGAUUCAGUGAAGCUAGAAUGCCAGAUCUCAGCUAUACCUCCACCAAAACUUUUCUGGAAAAGAAAUAAUGAAAUGGUACAAUUCAACACUGAUCGAAUAAGUUUAUAUCAUGAUAACUCUGGAAGAGUUACUUUACUAAUAAAAGAUGUAAAUAAGAAAGAUGCUGGGUGGUAUACUGUGUCUGCAGUUAAUGAAGCUGGAGUGAUCACAUGUAACACGAGAUUAGAUGUUACAGCCCGUCCAAAUCAAACUCUUCCAGCUCCUAAGCAGUUACGUGUCCGACCAACUUUCAGCAAAUAUUUAGCACUUAACGGGCGAGGUUUGGAUGUGAAACAAGCUUUUAACCCUGAAGGAGAGUUUCAGCGUCUGGCAGCUCAAUCUGGACUCUAUGAAAGUGAAGAACUUUAAUAAUUUUACCAACGCCGGAAAACACAACAAUCAAACUAUUAGUAAUAUAUUCAAUUAAAUUUCUGAAAUAAAUCCAUAGCUGUAUUAACAGAUUAUGGCUUUUAUUAGGUAAUACAACUAAUAUAUAUUUAUAUUAUUAUUUAUCCUUUGACUCUUGCACAUUUUGUUUACCUCUGGUUUGUGAAGCCUACAGAAAAUUGGGUUUGUAACUGUAGAAGAUAUUAAAAAUAUGGGAUUUUAACAUUUAAGUCAUACACAUUUAACUACUAUAGGUUACAAAUUAAUAUCAAUGUUUUAAACACAUCUAAUGCUUAAUAAGAUUUACUGGCACUGCUUUCUAAAUACUGUUCUACCCGUUUUCUCUGAUAGGAAUACUAACAUGGUAUAUAUAGAUGAUCUCAGUGUUCCUUAGCUUAAUGUCAAAAGAAAAUAAAAUUGCAAAUAUUUAAAACA
Molecule: messenger RNA, 2402 nt
Organism: Sus scrofa (pig)
Lineage: Eukaryota; Metazoa; Chordata; Mammalia; Artiodactyla; Suidae
Source: RefSeq, a predicted model, not a curated record